GCAGACUGAAAACAACAAAACGCAUUUAAAUCACAUGACCUGUCGUCAGGACGUGUUCGUAGCUCAUCCGGGUCAAAAGGCGUCAGCAUGGACACGGGGGAUGUUCUUGCAUCUCUGGGGGUAGAGGGAGCGACCGCGGCUGCGCAUGCGCUCUCUCUUCCAGCAGAGGCGUACGGAAAUGAUGCCCAGUUGGAAGUCAUGUGGGCUAUGAAAGCCUACAAUCACGCGGAAGUUUACUAUAAUCUUAUUUCCUCAGUUGAUCCCAAACUUCUAAAACUAACAAAAUCCGACGAGCAGAUAUAUACUAAGUUCCGGGAAGCGUUUCCUGACCUCAGUAUUGAAGUCCUGGACCCGGAGCUGCUGAAGUCAGCAGACGCUAAAGAGAAAUGGAGGCCCUUUUGUAACCAGUUUGAAGGAGUUGUAGAGGACUUCAAUUAUGGUACAUUAUUACGUCUAGACUGUCAGAAGGACUACACGGAGGUGAACACGAUAUUCGGACACGGCUACAUUCUAUAGGCUCCACUACCGAAGAACGCCAGAUCAACAAUAAAGCCACGAGAGACUGGAAGCCUGUGAGAUUAAAAAGCAGGGAAAACAGUUUGACGAAAGCUCAGAGAGCAACUUCACCACAACCAAGUCACUUUAAUCAAAUCCACAGAAGAUAUGAUCGAACCCUUCAGAGACAAAAGGGGAAAGGUUACGCGUGCGUUCUCCAAUGAAUUUCACACGAGGACGGGGUCGUUUUAGGACCAUUCCCAGGCCAGCAGUAAGCAGAUCUAAACAUCCUCUGUGACGGAGGUGGUGGGGAUGUUGACGCAAGACGGACUUCAUCAUGCCCAAGAUUUGAGGGAAACGGUAUUCCUUCUGAAAACGUUAACGCAAGAUGUUUUGUGUAUUUACAGAGCUCCCGUUUGCGUUCCAUAGAGUCAAUUCGAAGGGGGAAAAAUAAUAAAUGUACAACUUGUGAUCCUAUUCAACGUUUCAUCCCUCCCCUUCUGCGGACAGCUGUCAAUCCCAGCACUCACGCCUCAAUCCCACAUCGUCACCCAGAUAUAAACGACUCUCCAUACAGACAAACCCACACUUCAGCACAGUUGCGCUAACUUACUAGACUGUAAAAAGUUUUCAAUCGCACUCAAUAUUUGUCUUAAAUCGUAAUCAUUAUAAACAUUGUUGAAAAUGUUAUGAAAAAAAUGUACACUUU
Sinocyclocheilus anshuiensis is the source of this 1204-nucleotide messenger RNA. It is a transcript of the gene pbdc1, whose product is annotated as polysaccharide biosynthesis domain containing 1. The transcript has 6 exons. The record is from RefSeq and is a predicted model, not a curated record. NCBI's taxonomy places the organism in Eukaryota, Metazoa, Chordata, Actinopteri, Cypriniformes, Cyprinidae. Gene Ontology annotation, cellular component: cytoplasm. The coding region runs from base 88 to 516 and encodes 142 amino acids.